Messenger RNA from Danio rerio (zebrafish), 1732 nucleotides. NCBI's taxonomy places the organism in Eukaryota, Metazoa, Chordata, Actinopteri, Cypriniformes, Danionidae. The record is from RefSeq and is a predicted model, not a curated record.
UUAUUUUUUAAAUUUUUUUUCAACUUGGCUAUAUGCUUCAUUCUCUAUCACAAGAUAUCCGAGGACAGUAUUAUUACUUUUUUAGGUACAAGUCUAUAUUUUACACGCAUUACUCACAGAAAUACUUUUUCUCUUCUGGUCUCUGAUAAACCCCGCGAACUUUGGUUUCCUCACAGCGCCAAAUAAGGAGAAAAAGAUUGUACGUCAUUGAGGUUUGGUUUUCAUUCGAAAUUUCAAUGGACUAAUGACUGUAAUACCAUGAACCUGACGUGUAAAUACAAUCAUUACAUUUAUUGUCAGAGUGUAUGUAGAAUUUCCCCUGGUUUUGUAAUGUGAAAACCUCACGAAUCCAAGUGCAGCAGAUCCCGACCGCACGUCACAUCAUUAGUCACCGGACUUUGAAAUCCUGCACAGUAAAACGAAAGCAAAAGACGAGGGAAAUGUAGAUUGAGACGUGAGAUUGUACAACGGGUCUUCAUUCAGUAUUGCUGUCUUUCUAGUACGCGACACAGUGUUUUUUAAGGAGUCAAGUCUUAGAAUGAGUUUACAAGCUUCUAAAGACAACAGUGCUGUUACGAAGCCCUGUGCAUUUGAGCCCUAUAAGAAGCAUAAAAACAUAGGCAAAUGUUUAAUCAUCAGCAAUGAACACUUCCCUGAUUCACCACGUUUGUAUAGAAAGGGCAAUUCAGUAGACGAACGCAGACUUUCAAGCACAUUCAAGUCCCUGGGUUUUCAUGUAAAGGUGGAGAACAACCUGUCAGCUAAUCAAAUGAUCGAUGCACUGAGGACAGUGUCUGAGGAGGACCACACAGAUAAUUCCUGCUUUGUAUGUGUGCUGAUGAGCCAUGGAGAGGAAGGGACAAUCCUUGGAUCGGAUGAGCGCUGGAUCCCUGUCAAAACGCUGACCUCUCUUUUGACCUCUGACCUCUGCCCUAGCCUGCGGGACAAGCCAAAAAUUUUCUUCCUACAAGCCUGUAGAGGAGUGGAAUAUGAUCCUGGUGUCGAAGCAGACAGUGUUGAAGCUUCGGAAGACUUCUUCGGAAUAUCUGACGUCCCUGAGCUGGAUUUUCUCUGCUGUUAUUCCACAGUGGAAGGCUACUUUGCAUGGAGAAAUCCAGAAACGGGGUCUAUAUUUAUCCGUGAACUUUGCAAGACGUUGAUGGAUUGUCGUCUAGAGAUUAUUCAGAUUCUGACAAGAGUAAACCAUCUUGUGGCUUAUUACUUCCAGUCUUACACCUUGGAACUGGAAACAAAUAGGAAGAGGCAGAUGCCAUGCUUUGCCUCUAGACUGACCAAGGAUUUUUACCUUCAUGUUGCAGAGAAGAAUAAGAAAUUGUAACUGUUAUUCACUUGCAUCAAUUUUGUGCAAGUAGAAGCAGCAGUGUUCACAGGGCAUUCACAGGGUUUCUGCCAGUCAUAAUUUGUCUUUCCACAAUUUAAAAAGAACUUUAAUAAAAUGAAUGACAUUAAAAGUUAUUUAAAAAGUAUGUUUUAAAGAGUAAAUUUACACAUUUAAACAUUGCAUUAUUUUGUAGGAGAGCAUCACCUUUUGCAGUGUUAUCAGAAGGUGCAUAAAAGGGUAUAUGUUUUAGUUCAAUUAUAGGUAUUUGUUCUGUACUGUAGUGUUAAAAACAAAACAACUGACAUAAGUACAAAUAUGCAUUGUCAAACUCUAAACUGUUGAUAAACAACUCAUUGUUUGCCACUUAUAAAUUCACAUUUAGAGGGAAAA